AAAUCAUAAGCAAUGCUCAGUUUCAGGAAAUGUAAUGCUUUACAAGUGGCUAGGGUAACGCUCAAUAUCGAGUUGUCUUGGUAAAAGAAAAAACAUGAGAGAUGGGAUGGAAUCUUCGGGAAUUCCCUCUGAAAAUAUAGAAUUGGAAUAUUUUUGUGGAGCUCAGAAUGAAUGCACCCGCCGAAUCUCUCCUCAGAUACGAUCCUCCAGUUUUAGUUCCCAAAAGUGCAGAUAAAAAAUCAGCAAAGGGACGUCCUCCAAAACCCCGCAAGUCAAAACCUCAGCCGCCUGCAGACUCUUUACUAAGUCUUCGUAAAUCCAUAACAGCAACGCUUGAAGACAUCAAGCAGAAAAAUGAGAACCUUCUCAAUCUUAUGUUUCCACCCAGGAGAUGGGAGGAAGCAAACAAAGAGUGGGUGCAAAGAGUCUGCAGUGAACCAUCUACUCGAGUGGAUGUGGUGAACUUGGAGGAAGAGUUGGACAAGAAGCUGCUGCAAACACGGACUAUGGAGACUGGAAUCUGCCCUCUGAGAAGGCAGUUAUACACAGAGUGCUUUGAUGAGUUGAUCAGACACGUGGUCCUCAUUUGUGCCGAGAGGGGUCUCUUGUUGCUGCGGGUAAGAGACGAGAUCAAAAUGACCAUUGCUGCCUAUCAGACGUUCUAUGAGAGCAGUAUGGUUUUUGGCGUGAGGAAAGCCCUGCAUGAUGAACAGGACAAGGUGGCCCUGAAGGACAGAAUUUCUGAUUUAGAGAACAUAAAAGAGGAGCUGAUAGAGAAACUGGAUUACCAAAAAAAGAAAUGUGUGGAAGUGAAGAAAAUGGCAGCUGAAAAACAGGAAGCGCAAGAAAAGACGUGCACUGAGGAGAUUCAGAGCCUGAGGAAAAACAACCAACAGAUGAAGGUCCAACUGGAGGGGCUCCUCACAGCAAAAAAGUAAUUUUGCCUAUAUGGAAUGAAUUGUCCCAGUGUUGAACAUUUGUACUUUUUGACAUCUCUUUGGAGGAUGUUACACAGGUGACGUUAGCUCUAAAGUUGAAAGGUCAAAGUGAAUUGUCAACUAUUGCGCUGCUGUGGCCGCAUCAGAGUGCGUGCAACGUCGUCGGCCACUGUUCCACAGACUCAAUUUCCACAAUGGCGAGACACUGUUGGCCACAACACACACGCAUAUUGGGAACUGAGUGGACUAGAGGUGUCAAAAAUGAUUGAUUCAUCGUUGAAUCACCUUAGUCGCCUCAUAUUCUAAUAUUAAACUGUGUAGAGCCAUUUGUUGACUAAAGAUUGUCCAAAUCUUUUGAUUUCAGGCUCUCAAAAGUAACAAUUCAGAUUUUUUUCAGCACUUUAUGAAAGCGGAGUAAUUUUUUUUUUGUGU
Molecule: messenger RNA, 1370 nt
Organism: Syngnathus acus (greater pipefish)
Lineage: Eukaryota; Metazoa; Chordata; Actinopteri; Syngnathiformes; Syngnathidae
Product: axonemal dynein light intermediate polypeptide 1-like
Exons: 6
Coding region: 168-938 (256 amino acids)
Cellular component (GO): axoneme
Molecular function (GO): dynein heavy chain binding
Source: RefSeq, a predicted model, not a curated record